AUGCCACAGGCCCAGCAGCGCCAGCGCGCCAAGCGUCAACAGCAUGAUGUAGAGCAGCCCCAGCUGCGCCAUCCGAUAUGUCAUCACCGCCACAAACGACGCCAGCAGUCCCAUUCCAUAUCGAUGGCGCAUGGCGGGCUGGUGACCGGCGGGGCGAGUGUGCUGACGGGUUGGGAGUGCGACUGGACUGUCGACAUCGUGCUGCCGGGCCUGCUCGCCAUGCGGUUGGGCCAUCGCAAGACUGGGGGCACCUUGACCAACCUCCACUCGGGUUGA
Acanthamoeba castellanii str. Neff is the source of this 276-nucleotide messenger RNA. RefSeq lists its product as uncharacterized. The coding region runs from base 1 to 276 and encodes 91 amino acids. Lineage: Eukaryota; Discosea; Longamoebia; Acanthamoebidae. The record is from RefSeq and is a predicted model, not a curated record. The transcript has 3 exons.